AUGUUUCGCCCUAUUCUUAGACAAUGCGCUAAAAGAGCCGCCACUCCUCUGCGGCCAUGCGUUACACGAACAUUUGCCUCGGCAUCAGGACCGAGCUUUAACUGGGAGGAUCCCUUGGCCUCUAAUAACCUCUUGACUGAGGAGGAACGGGCAAUUGGAGAUACUGCAGAGAGAUACUGCCAGGAGCAAUUAUUGCCCCGCGUUCUGAAGGCCUACCGCGACGAAUCCUACGACCCCAAGAUUCUCGAGGAGAUGGGUGAGCUUGGACUGUUGGGUGCCACAAUCGAGGGUUAUGAUUGUGCAGGCGUUUCUUCUGUUGCUGGUGGUCUGAUCACCAGAGCUGUGGAGAGAGUCGACAGCGGCUACCGAUCUGGCAUGUCCGUUCAGUCUUCAUUGGUGAUGGGCGGUAUAUACGAGCAUGGAUCUUCUGAGCAGAAGGAAAAGUUUCUCCCUAAAAUGGCCAAAGGCAAGAUGCUCGGUGCCUUUGGACUAACAGAACCCAACCACGGUAGCGACCCCGGAAGCAUGGAGACGGUGGCCAAGCCUCAUCCGACUAAGAAGGGCUACUACUCUCUAAGCGGCGCAAAGACAUGGAUCACCAACAGUCCCAUCGCGGAUGUGCUGAUGGUAUGGGCAAAGCUACAAGAAACUGGCAAGAUUCGGGGUUUCCUAGUAGAGCGCAAGGACUGCCCACCAGGUACCCUCGAGACCCCAGCCAUCAAGGAUAAGAAUGGUCUUCGUGCUUCCAUCACGGGUAUGAUUCAACUCGAUAACUGCCCCGUACCAGAAAACAACAUGUUUCCCGAAGUCGAGGGCCUCAGGGGUCCCUUCAGUUGCUUGAACAAUGCUCGAUAUGGCAUUGCAAUGGGUGUCAUGGGUGCUCUGGAGGACUGUCUCGCCCGCGCUCGAACAUAUUCUCUUGAACGAAAGCAAUUCAAGGGCAACCCUCUUGCCAGGUACCAGCUUGUGCAGAAGAAGCUCGCCGACGCAUCAACAGAUGCCGCCUACGGCACACUUGCGGCCAUCCAGGUUGGGCGUCUCAAAGAUGAGGGCAAGGCGACGCCCGAGAUGAUCAGUAUGGUGAAGCGACAGAACUGCGAUACUGCUCUGCGAAACGCACGUCUCCUCCAGGAGAUCUUUGGAGGUAAUGCGGCGAGCGAUGAGUACAUGAUCGGUCGCCAUGUGGCAAACCUGUUUGUGACUCAGACAUACGAGGGCCAGAGCGACAUUCACAGUCUUAUUCUUGGUCGAGCCAUUACUGGUAUCCAAGCGUUUGUGUAA
Fusarium pseudograminearum CS3096 is the source of this 1281-nucleotide messenger RNA. RefSeq lists its product as uncharacterized. Lineage: Eukaryota; Fungi; Ascomycota; Sordariomycetes; Hypocreales; Nectriaceae. The transcript is spliced from 3 exons. Gene Ontology annotation, cellular component: mitochondrial inner membrane. Gene Ontology annotation, biological process: fatty-acyl-CoA biosynthetic process; fatty acid beta-oxidation using acyl-CoA dehydrogenase. Bases 1 to 1281 code for a protein of 426 amino acids. Gene Ontology annotation, molecular function: flavin adenine dinucleotide binding; glutaryl-CoA dehydrogenase activity; fatty-acyl-CoA binding. The record is from RefSeq and is a predicted model, not a curated record.